Messenger RNA from Platichthys flesus (European flounder), 1077 nucleotides. It is a transcript of the gene nubp2, whose product is annotated as nucleotide binding protein 2 (MinD homolog, E. coli). Gene Ontology annotation, molecular function: 4 iron, 4 sulfur cluster binding; ATP binding; ATP-dependent FeS chaperone activity. The transcript has 7 exons. Gene Ontology annotation, cellular component: cytosol. The coding region runs from base 135 to 941 and encodes 268 amino acids. NCBI's taxonomy places the organism in Eukaryota, Metazoa, Chordata, Actinopteri, Pleuronectiformes, Pleuronectidae. Gene Ontology annotation, biological process: iron-sulfur cluster assembly. The record is from RefSeq and is a predicted model, not a curated record.
GGCGCUUCACAAGAGGCGGGACGUAGAUGAGAGCGGUGCAACACAAUUGGAGAAGCAGAUGAGCACCCUAUGACGUCAGCAGGAAGCGGCUCAAUCCGGUGCUGCGUGUGCAUGUUGUAGCCCAAGUCUAAAAUAUGGAACAAAACAAUGCAGAAGGGAAUCUGGCCCAGGUUCGACACGUUGUGUUGGUCCUGUCCGGGAAAGGAGGUGUGGGAAAGAGCACCAUCACCACAGAGUUGGCCCUGGCUCUCCGACAUGCUGGCAAGAAGGUCGGCAUCCUGGACGUUGACCUCUGUGGGCCCAGUAUCCCGCGCAUGCUGGGCGUGGGCCGGCCUGAUGUGCACCAGUGCGACUCGGGCUGGGUGCCGGUCUACACCGACGCCCAGAAGAGCCUCGCCCUCAUGUCCAUCGGCUUCCUCCUGGACGACCCGGAUGAAGCAGUGGUGUGGAGGGGCCCCAAGAAAACAGCUUUGAUUGCCCAGUUCGUGUCAGACGUGGCGUGGGGGGAGCUGGACGUGCUGCUGGUGGACACGCCGCCUGGGACGUCUGACGAGCAUUUGGCCGUACUGGAGAACCUUAAGAAGCACAGAGUGGAUGGAGCCAUUUUGGUCACAACACCGCAGGCUGUAUCGACAGGGGACGUGAGGAGAGAGAUCACCUUCUGUAAGAAGACGGGCGUACGAAUCCUGGGCAUCGUGGAGAACAUGAGUGGCUUUGUGUGUCCACACUGCUCCGAAUGCAGCAAUAUUUUCUCAAAGGGCGGCGGUGAAGAAUUGGCCAAACUGACAGGAUCAGUCUUCCUCGGUGCUGUGCCCUUGGAUCCUCUGCUCAGCAGCAGCAUAGAGGAAGGCAAAGAUUUCACACAGUCAUUCCCCGACAGCGCCACCUUCAGCGCCAUCAGCAGCAUCAAACAGACUCUGCUCGACAGUCUCCAAGCUUGAGACAUGAUGUUUAAAUAUCUAAAUACACGUCAGUACAUAGGCUCUGUAAUUUGUACAAUGUAUUGCCGAGUUGUGUUAUGCUUUUUAACCAUGCUGCGUUCUUCCUGUACAGUUAAAUAAAAAAAGUCUACCUGCC